AUGAUGAAGUUGAUGAUUUGGAAGUUACUGGUAAUGGUGAACAAAUUGAAGACUGUAAAAUAUCAUCUAUGCCACUUUGCUCCGCAAAAGAAUACACUUCCCGUGUAUUAGUCCCACUUGAUCUCCUCGAAAUCAUGUCUUAA
Molecule: messenger RNA, 143 nt
Organism: Ambispora gerdemannii
Lineage: Eukaryota; Fungi; Glomeromycota; Glomeromycetes; Archaeosporales; Ambisporaceae
Source: the annotation of a GenBank genome assembly